Messenger RNA from Baudoinia panamericana UAMH 10762, 949 nucleotides. RefSeq lists its product as uncharacterized. The coding region runs from base 157 to 744 and encodes 195 amino acids. The record is from RefSeq and is a predicted model, not a curated record. The transcript has a single exon. NCBI's taxonomy places the organism in Eukaryota, Fungi, Ascomycota, Dothideomycetes, Mycosphaerellales, Teratosphaeriaceae.
CGCGUUACACAAGAAACAGGGUAGGAGCGGCGCUAUGGCGGGAUAGUGCAUGAGCUUACCUGCUGUCAUGGGAACAACAUGUCCAUCGAAGACCCACGAUGAGAAGGGCAACACCUUCCCCUCUUGACCACAAGGUGUGACGGAGCUGGAAAGGAGAUGAAGUCUGACGAGGAAGCGUUGGCGCAGGGUGAUCGACAGCAGGGUUGCUUCCUUGGCUGGAAGGCGCGCUUGGACAUUGCUCACUAUCCGGCGUUAACCUUCAUGUUCCCAAGCUCUUCAUGUUCUGUGACAACUUUCGCGUGGGUUCGUGGGAUUGCCGUGCACGAAGAGAACCCACAUCAUUGCACAGUGGUACGUGUGUGUGGAACAGCUUCCUGCAGCAUCAAUCGUUGUCCUGUAAAUCGCCACUCCUACCUUCUCACGGCGACAGCGCGCUUCACCAGUCUAACCGCGACGGCCGUUCAAACCCUUCGUGAAGAGAGCGACGGUGACAAGCCAAGUCAACUGCGGCGUGUUAGCCUGCGCGCAGAGGUUUGUACAUGCACUUACAAACACGAGUAUCAGCACGAAGUGGCACAGCUUGAUGUCGCAAAAAUGUCCACACCGAACCUGAUUGGUGCUGUCUCCGGCUUCGAUGUCGAUGCUUCCAUAGUCUCGUCGAUGAGUCUCCAGCGUGCUCGGAGUAGACUGUCACGCUUCGUCGUGAGCUGGCUUUUGGCGACGGAGUCGCGGCGAUGUUGCUGAUCAUGAAGAUCGCUGAGCAUCCGACUGGUCACAACGUCCCGAGAGGAAACCAUAUUGAAACAUUGAUUCCAGACCUCGAGGCUUCAUUGAUGGCUGUCGUAUAUUGUGCUGUGGUGAGUAUUACAGAUAUAGAUCGGGAACUAUAGUGGUUGUACCGCAGCUUCUCGUGCAUGGCGAGGUGUGGUAAGCUUUGACGAAGCUACUC